AUGGCAUACAGCUUUAUUGUAACUAGUGGAAUAUUACUGAUGCUGGCGAAUCAAAACUCAGCUCUCCGGUUCCUGCUUUUUGUCGGCCAUGAUGAGAUGAAUUACACGGACGCCAGAGAAGCUUGUGAGAAUACCGGGGGAAUUCUAGCGGCUCCGAGCUCCUUCACAGAGGAGGAAAAACUAGACGUGAUGCAAUGUAUUCCUCCCAAUACCGUCUUCUGGACCAACCAGAAAGGAUCCAAAGACGCCUGUUUAAUUAAUUACCAUUUGGAAAUUAAGUGUUUCUAUCAAAGAAGAUAUUACACACACGCAUUUCUCUGUGAGGCAGAAAGAGACUCUUUCCGGUACACAUACUACGUCAGGGUUGGGGAUGUGUGCAAUAACCUAGACCACAGUCUCCCUACCCUGUCCCAGGUCCUGAAUUUCACCACACCUACACCCAUAAGACCCACUAAAAGACCAGUUUCCAUAAGGACCUCCAGACCAAUCAGAACUAUACAGACUAUCGGAACACAGUCGCCAAGUGGCGAUGGAACGACCUCAUUUCCCGCCAUUAUAAGCACGUGGGACAGUUACAACGAAACGAACGUUGACAAUCGGAAUAAGAGAAAAGAGGCCGGAAAUAUGUCCAACAUAGGAACAACUGCUGCGGUUAUAAUAUUUAUUUUGGUUCUCGCAUUUACAGUACUGGGAAUAUUGUACGUCUAUUUUAAGAGGAAAAAACCAGACCUUCUAAGAAGAGCGUCAUUUUGGAAGAAACCGGAACCCGCACAAAAUGAGUACGACACGGUACAUCCUCGGCCAGGACAGGAACAUUCGUAUGGAUGCAUGAGGGCAUCUGAUCCUCAUGAGGACUAUUUACAACCAAAUCCCUCCGCCAUCCGAUCACGGAACAUCGAUAACAUCGAUUAUCUGGUGGAGGCAGAUGAUAAUAUUAUUUCUGGUGUAGACACUAUAUCAUCGAAUGGCCAGUCCACGUUAGAAAACGAUUAUGACUACAUUCAUAUAGAUGAUACAAAUUGCAGCAAACCGCCACAAGCAAACACGUAUAGUCUUGCCCGAGCUAUUCCGAUUACUAACGACUACGAAAAAUGUAACCAAUCGCAACCUAAAGAUUCAAAAGUUUCAUCACAACAUGAUUAUUAUAACACUUUCAAGGCGGUUAAACCUAAUGCAGAAAAGAAAACCAAUUCCACAGAAAAUGAUUACGACAGAACAAACGUCACAUAA
Messenger RNA from Saccostrea cuccullata (small rock oyster), 1230 nucleotides. RefSeq lists its product as uncharacterized. The coding region runs from base 1 to 1230 and encodes 409 amino acids. The transcript has 6 exons. NCBI's taxonomy places the organism in Eukaryota, Metazoa, Mollusca, Bivalvia, Ostreida, Ostreidae. The record is from RefSeq and is a predicted model, not a curated record.